AAAGCGGGUGGAAGAGUCGUCAUUCUGUUUCUGAAGGCACUGAACCAGAAAAAGAACUAAAUUUGAUUUCCAUUUUUUUCAUACCAAGAAGAAGAAGUAGACUGAGACUAGAAGAAGCGUAAUGCGGGGAAGCGAUAUAGAUUAAAGAUGAGUUCUUUUCCUUUUCACAUAAACGCUUUGUUUCGGAUGCGGAAAUUGCUCUUCCUUCCUCAUAUCUUGAACCUCAGCGGAUGAUCAUGAGCUCGAGCAAUGAAGAAGAGAAAAAUUGCUCCUUUAUCAGGUCAAUUGCUUUACGUUAAGGUUGUUUUUUGGAAAGAUGAAAGUGGGACCUGAGAAUUUUCAAGAUUAUAGAUGCUUCUUGACAUUUCUAUCCAGUGACUGAAUAUGAUCAGUUGCUAAAAUAUAGAGCUUAUUUAUGAUUUUAUCUCUAAUUAAGAGUUAAAAUUUCUCUUUGAAAGGAUUAUCAGUCAUCUCCCAACAGCUUCAAUGCUAUAAGAUGGACCCUAGAUAUGAUGGCUUCCAGCCUGUUUCACGAACUGUAAUGCAGGACCACCUGGAUGGGGUGCAUGCUGGUAGGGGAGCGUAUGCCCCUAAUACAUCUGAAGUUAAACCUGUACUUAAUUAUUCCAUACAGACUGGUGAGGAGUUUGCACUCGAAUUUAUGCGUGACAGGGUGAAUCUCAGGAAGCCUGUAAUUUCCAGUGCUGGUGAUCCCAAUUCUGCAACAGUUCAUAGUAGUCGUGCAGGAUGUGAAAGUGGAUCAGAUAUUUCUAUGCGUGAAAUGGGUGGCAGGGAUCCAAAAGAGUAUGAUGGUAAGGAUACAUUAUUACAUGGAGGCAGAUGCAAUUAUGGAUCUAUUCAAUCAAUGCCAAGAACUUCAUAUAAUCAGGAAAAUGGUCGAUUUUUGCAUGGGUGUACCUCUUAUGGAAGUUCUGAUAGCUCAUCAAUGACAAUGAAAGUCCUUUGCAGCUUUGGUGGUAGGAUAUUACCACGACCUGGUGAUGGAAAACUUAGAUAUGUUGGGGGUGAAACACGCAUUAUCCGAAUAAGAAAGGACAUAUCUUGGCAGGAGCUUCUGCAGAAAUCAUUAUCAAUAUAUAGCCAAGCUCAUGUGAUUAAGUAUCAGCUUCCCGGGGAAGAUCUUGAUGCCUUGGUCUCUGUGUCAUCUGAUGAAGAUUUGCAGAAUAUGAUGGAGGAAUGUAAUCAACCGCAAGAUAGAGAAGGAUCGCAAAAGCUUAGAAUUUUUUUAUUCUCAAUGAGUGAUUUGGAUGAUGCUCAAUUUGGUCUCAGUAGUGUGGGUGAUGAUUCCGAGGUCCAGUAUGUUGUUGCUGUUAAUGGCAUGGACUUUGGUUCAAGAAACAACUCAGUGCUUCUUGGUGCGAGCUCUUCAGCAAAUGAUAUACGUGAAUUGGACAGGCAAAAUACUGAGAUGGAAGUUGGGAGGGUUCCUGUAGAAUCUAUAGGUGUUGGCAACACUCCAUUGACUGGGAAUUAUGACUCAUCACCAGCCAUUCAGUCUUCAAAACCUAUGCUUCCAACGUCGUCAAAUGCUCAUGAACCCUAUUCACUCUACAAAGACCAGAUGAUGCACCUUGGGGAGGCUUUUAGUCAAUAUCCUAUGCACCAUGGUCUUGAUCCUUCUCAAACCUUUACUUUCAUAGAGACUUCUAACGCCAUGCCUCCUCAUGGGAUGAUAUAUCAACAGGGGAUUUUGAAUGAAGGUUCUCCUAAUGGAUUAAAAGCACAGAAUUCGGAAAUACCUGCAAUGCUGGUGAAAAAAAUGGGUGAUAGUUCAGUUCCACAAGAUAGUAACCCCGCAAAAGUUCUAUCCUCAGAAACACCAUCCCCUGUUCCCACACAACCAAAAGAUGAUUUCUUGAACAAUAAUGUUAAUAAAGCUACGGUUGCAGUUAACAUACCUGAGGGGAAACUGCCCACACUGCCAUCAAUGAAAAAGGAGCAGCAACAGGAGUAUAAAGAGGCCCCUUCCACAUCAAGCAGUGCAUUUGGUCCUGGUAAUGUUGAUUCUCAAUCCAAUGGGAUUGAUUUAAGUUGCCUUCACCCUCCUCCAAUGCCUAAAAGAGUUUAUUAUUCUUAUUCUGAAAGAAUGCCUAGGGAGCAAGUAGAAUUGCUAAAUCGGUCUGCAAAGUCGGAUGACACGUAUGAUUCUCAGUUUCCUGUAUCAGAUUUACUUUCUGACAUCAAUCCCCUGUAUUCAGUCACUGAAUCUAGUGACAACUUGCACAAUAGAGGUCAGUCUAAUUUAACAGAGGAUUUAAGUGCCACAUCAAAACCACUGUAUGUAGAUGGCAACAUCAUUGUUAAUGGGCUUAACGAAGUGCAGAUGCACAAACUGUCACCUGAGAUGAGCGGUCAGAUAAGGUCAAAACCCUCAGAACAAGUGGAUGUGGAGUUGGAGCAGGUAUUAUCAAACGAUGAAGGAAGUAAAAUGGUGGUCAAUGAGGAUAAGGCCAUCGGACCUGAGACUGAUAUUUAUUUUGAAGAUAACCACAAUAAACCCCUGGUUGAUGAAAACAAGAACUUAAAAUCAGAUUUUCCUGCUUUGGAUCAGGCCCUUCCUUUUAAGCACAAUGAUGGUCCAACAUCUCAUCUUCCAGAGACUAAUCGGGGUCAUGGGUCAGGGAAAGAAUCGAAUGAUGAUUCUAUGGUGCAAGAAGUACCUGUUUCAUUGACUGGAAACACAACGGAAGACAUUUCUCAAGAUUUUACAUCAAAUGAUCUUCCCAAACAAGCACAGGCUGACAUUCUUAUUGAUAUCGAUGAUCGAUUUCCUCGCGAAUUGCUUUCUGAUAUGUAUACUAAAGCGAUACUUGCGGAAGACGCAUCUAGUCUGCAUCCACUAAAUAAUAUUGGAGUGGGUGUAAGCAUAAACCUGGAAAACCAUGAACCUAAGUCAUGGUCGUAUUUUGGGAAAUUGGCACGAGAAGGGCUAGAUAACAUCUCUCUUAUUGACCGGGAUCCUCUUGGUUUUUCACCUGAACCUGGAAAUGUAGAUGAUAAAACUCACCUUGUCACGCUGCUAACACCUGAUGGAAUAUCUGUAGACCAAGCAGAUUUGCAUCUCAAUUUUGAUGGGGAAAGUCAGAAGGGUUUUCAUGGAAUGAUUGGAACAGAAACCUCUUAUGUGCAGUCUAACUAUGAUCAUUCCCAAGUGAAGGAGACUGAAAGUAUGCAGUUUGAUGCCACAGUGGAGAAUUCAAGAGGUCAAGAGUCAGAAUUUGAGGAUGGGAAGUUUGAAACAAGAAAUAGUGGUCUACCUCCACUUGAUCCUUCUCUGGGAGGUUUUGAUAUCAGUACCUUACAGGUCAUAAAGAAUGAAGAUCUUGAAGAGCUGAAGGAAUUGGGUUCUGGGACCUUUGGAACUGUGUAUCAUGGAAAAUGGCGGGGAACAGAUGUUGCCAUUAAGAGAAUAAAGAAAAUCUGUUUCACUGGAAGAUCAUCUGAGCAAGAGAGACUGACUGUAGAAUUCUGGCGGGAAGCUGACAUCCUUUCCAAGCUUCAUCAUCCAAAUGUUCUGGCAUUCUAUGGUGUAGUCCAGGAUGGACCAGGGGGGACAAUGGCUACUGUUACAGAGUACAUGGUGGAUGGUUCUCUCAGGCAUGUAUUACUUCGCAAGGAUAGGUAUCUUGAUCGUCGCAAGAGGCUGAUAAUUGCCAAGGAUGCAGCUUUUGGAAUGGAGUAUUUGCACUCAAAAAAUAUUGUGCAUUUUGACUUAAAAUGUGACAAUUUGCUUGUAAACUUGAAAGACCCUGUGAGGCCAAUAUGCAAGGUUGGUGAUUUUGGCUUGUCAAAAAUCAAACGAAAUACAUUGGUUUCUGGUGGUGUGCGUGGAACCCUACCUUGGAUGGCUCCUGAGCUGCUGAAUGGCAGCAGCAACAAAGUCUCAGAAAAGGUUGAUGUGUUCUCAUUUGGCAUAGUAUUAUGGGAGAUUCUGACCGGUGAGGAGCCAUAUGCCAAUAUGCACUAUGGUGCAAUUAUAGGUGGGAUUGUAAAUAACACAUUAAGGCCAACAAUACCAAGUUCUUGUGAUGCUGAGUGGAGGGCACUAAUGGAGGAAUGUUGGGCACCGAACCCUGCAGCCAGGCCUUCCUUCACAGAAAUAGCCAGUCGCUUAAGGGUCAUGUCUGCUUCUGCUUCCCAAACCAAAUCACAGCCUCACAAGCCAACCAAAUGAGAUAGUCGUUGGAUUGCACUGAUACUGUAUGAGAUUUUCUUUAUUCUCAAAUUUUUGGUGGUACUCCAAGGAUGUAUGUUAGAGGUGGUGGCUAUCCAAGUACUAUACGCUGAUCCAAAUUUUUCAUGUAUAUCAACUGCAAAGAAGCUCAAAAGUUUUGCUUCUUGACUGCUUCAUAAUUUUCCGUUCAGAAGCCUGAGGGAAUGUCCUUACUCUCCUUUGCCACUUUGGUGGUAUUAGUUUUAUUAACCUUAAUAAAUUCCUAUGUAUUUUCGCUGAUUUUAAUUACCCAGCAAAAUCACAAAGUAUCAA
This is a messenger RNA of Neltuma alba, 4507 nucleotides long. RefSeq lists its product as uncharacterized. NCBI's taxonomy places the organism in Eukaryota, Viridiplantae, Streptophyta, Magnoliopsida, Fabales, Fabaceae. The transcript is spliced from 9 exons. Gene Ontology annotation, molecular function: protein kinase activity; protein binding; ATP binding. The record is from RefSeq and is a predicted model, not a curated record. Gene Ontology annotation, cellular component: cytoplasm. Gene Ontology annotation, biological process: protein phosphorylation; signal transduction. The coding region runs from base 497 to 4195 and encodes 1232 amino acids.